AUGGCCUACUACUAUAACACUGUUCAUAACAAUUCUCAAUGUGAUUACAACAUCGCCUUCUUGGAUGAUAACAUAACCGCCACCCUAACCCGCAGCUCCUUCGCCGUCACCCAAUGGAUUUCAUUAAUCGAACACAUCCACCGCUGUCGUCUGCAUAAGCUCGUCGUCGGUUUUGACAUCGAAUGGCGUCCAAAUCGCCGUGGCGUUAUCAAUCCUGUAGCAAUUCUGCAACUCUGUGUUGGUCGGAGAUGUCUCAUCUUCCAAAUCUUCCACUCCGAUGGAAUCCCUCAUUCUCUCUACUCUUUUCUCAACAAUCGUAACUAUACGUUCGUUGGGGUCGGAAUCAGGGAAGACGUCAACAAGCUUUAUCAAGAUUAUGAAUUGUGGGUGGCUUGCACGAUGGAUCUUCGUAAUCUUGCUGCUGAAAAGCUGGACAUGAAAGACCUUAAUAGAGCUGGAUUGAAGAGGCUUGCGAUGGUGGUUCUUGAUACUGAAGUUGAAAAGCCUCGUCAUAUUACGAUGAGUAACUGGAACGGUUUGUAUCUUACCGAUGCUCAGGUGCACUAUGCUUGCCUUGAUGCCUUUCUUUCCUUUGAGAUUGGGAGGACUUUGAUCCGUACCAACUCUAGAUGA
Molecule: messenger RNA, 633 nt
Organism: Telopea speciosissima
Lineage: Eukaryota; Viridiplantae; Streptophyta; Magnoliopsida; Proteales; Proteaceae
Product: Werner Syndrome-like exonuclease
Exons: 1
Coding region: 1-633 (210 amino acids)
Biological process (GO): nucleobase-containing compound metabolic process
Cellular component (GO): cytoplasm; nucleus
Molecular function (GO): 3'-5' exonuclease activity; nucleic acid binding
Source: RefSeq, a predicted model, not a curated record